UUACGUUUCUGCAGAUAUGUGUUUUAAUUGAUAGUGAUGAGGUUAUCAUAAAGAUUAUUUGUUAUUUGUGAGAAGUAUCUUGUUUGUUAACCUUCUGUGCCCCCCAUGAACAUAUUUUUUGAUAUCCGUUUAAGGGAAUUUAUACAAAUAAACCACUGUGCCAAUUAAAAUUUAGUUAUAGUCGAGAUAUUUAAACUGUAGCUAUGGCAACAGGUGGUACUGAUCACAUUGCCCUAUUAUCUGUUUCCAACAAGAAUGGGUUAAUACCUUUAGCACAGAAUUUGUCGAAUUUAGGAUUCUCAUUGGUGGCAAGUGGAGGCACAGCAAAGGCUAUUAGGGAUGCUGGACUAUCAGUAAAAGAUGUGUCAGAAAUUUCCGGCGCCCCCGAAAUUUUAGGUGGUAGAGUUAAAACUCUUCAUCCUGCUGUUCAUGGAGGAAUUUUAGCCAGAUUAAUCCCUUCAGACUUACGAGAUUUAUCAAAUGAAAAAAUCAGACUUAUUCAGCUGGUAGUGUGCAAUCUUUACCCCUUUGUACAAACUGUAUCAAAAUCUGGGGUAACAGUCCCAGAUGCAGUUGAAAAUAUUGAUAUUGGGGGUGUCACACUCCUUAGGGCUGCUGCGAAAAAUCACGACAGGGUGACAGUUGUUUGUGAUCCAUCAGAUUAUGAUAAAAUAAUCCAAGAAAUAAAAUCUUCAUCAAAUAGGGACACCAGUUUACCCACAAGACAAACAUUAGCUUUGAAGGCUUUCACACAUACGGCUCAGUACGAUGACGCAAUAUCUGAUUACUUUAGAAAGCAAUUUUCGUCGGGUGUUUCUCAGCUACCCUUACGUUACGGCACCAACCCUCAUCAGAAGCCUGCGCAACUUUAUACCACAUUAGAAAAACUUCCUUUAGAAGUUGUAAACGGUUCUCCAGGCUUCAUUAAUCUUUGUGAUGCCCUUAAUGGUUGGCAAUUAGUGAAAGAGUUAAAAGGCGCUUUGGGAUUACCAGCAGCAACCAGUUUUAAACACGUAUCACCUGCAGGUGCAGCUGUUGGCAUACCUCUCGACGCAACUGAGGCUAAAGUGUGUAUGGUUGACGACAUCUUGGACCAAUUGUCUCCACUGGCUUUCGCGUAUGCUAGAGCGAGGGGGGCUGAUCGUAUGUCUUCCUUUGGAGAUUUUAUUGCUUUAUCAGACGUAUGUGAUGUUCCAACGGCCCGAAUAAUUUCGAGGGAAGUAUCUGAUGGUAUCAUCGCACCGGGUUAUGAUACUAAAGCUUUAGAAAUUUUGAAAAAGAAAAAGAAUGGAAAUUACUGUUUAUUAAAAAUAGACCCUAAUUACAUUCCCGACGAAAUGGAGAGACGAGUUCUGUUCGGAUUGACGUUGGAACAGAAAAGAAAUGAUGCAAAUAUAAAUGCAGAGUUAUUCCAAAACGUUGUUUCUACUGCGUCCGGAAAAGUGCUACCGGAUGCGGCUGUCAGGGAUCUAAUAGUUGCCACGAUUGCAUUAAAAUACACACAGAGUAACUCAGUUUGUUAUGCAGUCGAUGGACAGGUGAUUGGCAUUGGUGCUGGUCAACAGUCCAGAAUUCAUUGUACACGAUUGGCAGGUGAUAAGGCUGAUAAUUGGUGGUUAAGACACCACCCACGCGUAUUGGGAAUGAAAUUCAAAAAGGGUACCAAAAGGGCAGAAAUCUCAAACGCAAUUGACAAUUUUGUCAACGGAAGCAUUGGAAGAGACAUGGAUCGGACUACUUGGGAAUCUGUUUUUGAUGAAGUUCCUGUAGACUUAACAGACGCUGAGAAACAAAAGUGGUGUAGGGAGAUGCGUAACAUAGUGUUAUCUUCAGAUGCAUUUUUCCCAUUCCGAGAUAAUGUCGAUAGAGCACAUUUGAGUGGCGUGAAAUACAUAGCAAGUCCUUCAGGAUCUACCAACGAUUCUGUUGUGAUUGAAGCAUGCAAUGAACACGCGAUAACACUCGUUCAUACUCAAUAUCGUCUAUUUCAUCAUUGAAUUGAAGCAGUGAGUAAUCUUUUUUUUGUUCUAACAACUUUUUGUAUCUUAGCAUUCCUCUAAAAUAAACAAAUGAAAUAAUGAAAA
Messenger RNA from Agrilus planipennis (emerald ash borer), 2084 nucleotides. Its product is annotated as bifunctional purine biosynthesis protein PURH. The transcript is spliced from 7 exons. The record is from RefSeq and is a predicted model, not a curated record. Gene Ontology annotation, biological process: 'de novo' IMP biosynthetic process. The coding region runs from base 204 to 1997 and encodes 597 amino acids. Gene Ontology annotation, molecular function: phosphoribosylaminoimidazolecarboxamide formyltransferase activity; IMP cyclohydrolase activity. Gene Ontology annotation, cellular component: cytosol. Lineage: Eukaryota; Metazoa; Arthropoda; Insecta; Coleoptera; Buprestidae.